AAGAGAGAAAUAACAGAGAAAGAGAGAGAGAAAGAGUGAGAGAGACUAUGAUUGGAUGCCAGUGACAGAGUAAAAGACUAAAGCAGCUUGUGAAUUUUCUUAGUUGUCAUGGGCCCUUGGGGGUUGAUCAAGUGGCACCGUUGACUCACAGAGGAAAAGACAGAAGACACAUGAAGAAACGUCGACAGCGAAAACAACAAACACAAGUGACAAGAAGUAACUAAGGACAACGGGGCUCUUAUAAGUAACCGUGCAACACAAGCAGAGAGUGAGGGGCACGCAGGGUGAGUGCCUCAUCCAGAGGGAGACUCUACAAGCAGCAGAGAGAGGGACCAACAAAAUCAUCCAGCCGGAUCCAUCAGUCCCUCAACCUUCUAUCAUCAGUCAUCAUCACUCCAGCCAGCGAGGAAGGGGCAGAGAAAUGAAGAGACCUCAUGAUUACAGCUCCCCGGACUCUGACACAGACGAGUUCAUUGAUGUGGGGCAAGAAGACAGUUACUGCCCAGUCACCGGGUCCAUGUCUCCAGGCAGCGCUUCUCAGAUUCUGGCCCGAAAGAAGAGAAGAGGAAUCAUAGAGAAGCGGCGCAGAGACCGGAUCAACCACAGCUUGUCAGAGCUUCGUAGACUGGUGCCCAGUGCUUUUGAAAAACAGGGUUCAUCAAAGUUAGAGAAAGCAGAGAUUCUGCAGAUGACUGUGGACCACCUCAAACUGCUGCAUGCCAUGGGAGGUAAAGGAUACUUUGAUGCGAGGGCUCUGGCAGUUGACUACAGGACCCUGGGCUUCAGGGAGUGCGUUGGAGAGGUGGUACGGUACCUCAGCUCACUCGAGGGGGACUCCCCAGACCCUAUAGGAGCUCGUCUGGUCUCCCACCUCUCCCACUGUGCAAGUGAGCUAGACCCUCUUCUCCUGCAGUCACCUCCAGCUUCCGCCCUGCCCUUCCCUCCUUGGCCAUGGGCAUCCUUCCCUCAAAUCUCCCCUAACUCACCAGCCUCCUCCUCACCUCCUUUCCCCAGCGGGCGGAGGGAUCUGGCCCUGCUAGGGAACUACCCAUCACACACCUCUCUACGCCUCGCCCCCCUGGCUGGGUGCCAGCAGGGUGCACCACAGCUCCUUGCACCCACAGCUCUUGCCACCGUCCACAGGGUGCCCUCCCUUGCAGCGUCUCCAGCCCUAGCCCCCUCCAGAGCGCCACAGCCAUCUCCUCACAGCUCUACCAGGGCCUCACCUCUACCUCUCCCAACCCCUUCCUCUUCCUCUCCUUCUACCUCCUCCUCUUCCACUUCAUCAUCUUCUGCCCCUCCACAAGUCUCUUUUAGGCCCUUUGCACCUAUGGGGUCUCCCACAGUCCAGCGCAGGAGCUUGAGUGGAUCAGCCAAGGCAGCCCAAGGAUGGGGGACUGAGAUCGGUGCUUUUUGAGGGUCAGUGGACGUGGACCUCCCAUGUGCUCUAUGUAGCGAAUAUUGAUUCCUUUGGAUAAAGAAGUAUUCAACCUUUGAUGAUUGUUUCUGCUUCUAAAAGCCAUAUCCGAUGACGUUUCCAACCAUCACAAUCCUAUGUUAUGGAACAAUGAGGGAAUGUGAAUGAAUAGCUCUGAAUAAAAUCAUGUUGUUGAUUUUGCUUGACAAAUACACACAAAGAAGAGUGUCCGUCAGAGCCAUAGUCACAGUAAAACACUCAGCAGAGUGUGGUUGACAUUUUACUGAUCCCAGAACUGUGAUGUUUCUUUUUUCCAAAACAUUUAUACUUUUGAUCAUGCUUUCUGGUGAAUGUUUGACAAAAUUUCUAUAAAGACCAAGUGCCUUUA
Molecule: messenger RNA, 1805 nt
Organism: Archocentrus centrarchus (flier cichlid)
Lineage: Eukaryota; Metazoa; Chordata; Actinopteri; Cichliformes; Cichlidae
Gene: heyl
Product: hes related family bHLH transcription factor with YRPW motif like
Exons: 5
Coding region: 422-1417 (331 amino acids)
Biological process (GO): regulation of DNA-templated transcription
Molecular function (GO): DNA binding; protein dimerization activity
Source: RefSeq, a predicted model, not a curated record